AUGAACUCUCUGAGAUCAAUUGCACGAUGCAAAGUUACAUUCCGACAAUUUCAUACAUGUUUCAGAUAUUGUCAAGAAACAGUAGGGGCUUCAGCUCCAAAAUUGUCAAUUCCUGUACCUGAAGGAGCCGAUCCAGCCCUGAGCCCUAAGAUUGAAAAACUUGUCCAAGAAAUUACAGCUUUGAAUUUAAUAGAAGUGUCACAAUUAAGCGAUGUCCUGAAAAGACGACUUAAUCUUCCUGAUGCGCCUGUUAUGGCCGUUGGUAGCGUCACAGCUCCCAAAGCUGAGAAGAAGCAGCACCUCAAAGAGUCCAAACGUCGUUUACCGUAA
Cotesia congregata is the source of this 330-nucleotide messenger RNA. Lineage: Eukaryota; Metazoa; Arthropoda; Insecta; Hymenoptera; Braconidae. The record is from the annotation of a GenBank genome assembly.